CAUCCACGCGCAGAAAAUGCCCUCCCCUCUGUUCUUGUCUUCUUCCUCGCGUAGCUCCAAUGUACAACGCGUCCCCUUCCCCUUUCCCUUUCUCUCGUACGAAUGGUACGCCUAGGUGUCGAAAUCCCCCUUCCCCUCAAAUUGGACGUCCUAGAUCGUUCUUUCUCCUGAGCAAAUUGUACCAAUUCGUACUAUUCCGUUUCAACUUUAUCUCUUUAGGGUUUUCGAUUUCAAAACGGGACAUGAAAUCGCGAUUUUACCCCAGCUCUUUUUGUGAUUUCCCCCCGCUCUCCAUCCAUCAAAAUGGAUAUUUAUAUGGCCAUCUAUUCACUGUUGGAGGAGGGUUUUUUUGGCUGAAAUUCCAUUGUUACAAAAACACAGAAAUAGUCGAGAAAAAAUUGAGGAAAGUUAAGGCAAUUUUCGAGGAAAUUUUCCUUGUUCUGUUCUUAUUCCUUCACUGUCUUUGGAGUUUGUUGAUGUUAUCAGGCCUCCAUUGUGGUCGUGGAAGGUCGUCUCCUUUACCAGCAAAGUCCCAGUCGCUGCUCGGAGAAAGGCGCAAGUCAGAGAGCAGAUUGAAGACUCAUUGAAGCGGUUUAGAUCAGCAAUCUCUAGACUUUGGUAGGUCCUCUUGAGUUUGAGGAUGCUACACCUAUCAUUCUAUCUUAGUACUUUAGACAUACCUAGUGGAUGUUUUCCUUACCGUUUCAUUUCAGAUUUUUAGUCAAAGAUUUGUAUUAAGGUUUUUUGGCAAACUAUUAAGAUAUAUUGAUUUCUUCAUUGAAUGGCUUAAUCGAUUGCAGAUGGUUAUUUA
This is a messenger RNA of Solanum pennellii, 811 nucleotides long. RefSeq lists its product as uncharacterized. The record is from RefSeq and is a predicted model, not a curated record. NCBI's taxonomy places the organism in Eukaryota, Viridiplantae, Streptophyta, Magnoliopsida, Solanales, Solanaceae. Bases 60 to 587 code for a protein of 175 amino acids. The transcript is spliced from 2 exons.